Messenger RNA from Vollenhovia emeryi, 1759 nucleotides. RefSeq lists its product as uncharacterized. Gene Ontology annotation, cellular component: plasma membrane. The coding region runs from base 92 to 1471 and encodes 459 amino acids. Gene Ontology annotation, biological process: sensory perception of smell; detection of chemical stimulus involved in sensory perception of smell. Gene Ontology annotation, molecular function: olfactory receptor activity; odorant binding. Lineage: Eukaryota; Metazoa; Arthropoda; Insecta; Hymenoptera; Formicidae. The record is from RefSeq and is a predicted model, not a curated record. The transcript has 12 exons.
AAAACGGAAACGAAAUUGCUAUUAUAGCAAAGUACAGCAGCAUAGCACAAUUACAAACUACUACACUUACGAUUACCGUAUUGAAAAGGCCAUGAUGAUUAAUAUGCAGCAAAAGGUUAACGAAGAGAAAAUGAUUAUAAUUUAUAAAGGAAUAAUCUAUGGGAUAGAUAUUCAUCGCAAAGCUAUAGAGUUCUCUCAAUUUUUCAUAAGGGACUUUCAGGGAUCAUUCUUCUUUUUAAUAGUGACCGGUGUUAUUUCCUUAAGCACCUGCCUUGUUUGUAUUGUAUCCGUUGAUAAUAUUGAGGAGGCUUUUCCUUUUAUUAUAAUAUUGUUUACUCUGAACACAUAUUUGCUCAUGUCUAACUACGUUGCACAAGAAGUUACUGAUCACAAUAAUCACGUAUUUACUACUGUAUAUAACGUUCAAUGGUAUGUAGCACCUUUACGCAUACAGAAAAUGUUAUUGUUUCUGUUACAAAGAGGUACUAAAGCUUUUAAUUUGAAUCUCGGUGGGUUGUUUGUGGGAUCUUUAGAAUCCGCAGCCACGAUACAAUAUUUGUUGGAACAACUGCAGCAUAUUUAUAAUGAAUUAACUGAUGAAAACGAAAUCAUAAUCAUAGAAAAAUAUGGUUACUAUGCAAAAUGUUAUACAAUUACAUUUACAUUAAUGUUGACGUCUGUUGCAUUCGCUUUAAUCUUGUACAAUCAUUGGCCGGACGCUUGCCAUAUCCUCUUUUACACAAAUGGAACUUGGUCACAUCGUUCUUUGCCGUACAUGACCGAAUAUUUUAUGGAUAAAGACAAAUACUUCCAUGUGAUAUUGUUUCACGCGAACGCAACUUUCGUUGUAGGAGGUCUAUCAGUAGUAGCGACAGGAUCUAUAUUAGUAGUUUAUGCACAGCAUGCAUGCGGAAUGUUUCAAAUUGCCUGUUAUCGUAUUAAACGAGCAAUGGCAUUCGAGAAUUUACAAAAAAGCAACUUAGAAAAUAAGAAUUUGAUAUGUAAGGGAUUAAUUUGUGCCGUGGAUAUGCAUCGUAAAGCUAUGACGUUCGCUGACUCAAUUGCAAUUAAAUUUGAAACAGUAUUCUCCAGUUUCAUAAUAGUCGGCGUGGUUUGCGCAAGUCUCAAUUUGUAUCGAAUGUUUCAGAUAAUAUUAUUUGGAUACAAUACAGUGGAACUUUUUAUACGCUUAUCAUAUGGCAGUGUCCAAUUGUUUUAUGCACUCAUAGGCAACUAUCUCGCGCAAGAAAUUAUAGAUAACAAUAAUAAUAUAUUUGUAACUAUAUACGACGUCCAGUGGUACGUUGCUCCGUUGCAAAUACAAAAAAUGAUACUGUUUGUUUUGCAAAGGAGUGCUAAGCUGUUCACGUUGAAAACUGGUGGAAUAUUUGUCGGAUCAUUAGAAGGUGCUGCUACAUUGAUCAGCACUACAGUAUCCUAUUUCACAGUUCUUUAUUCUCUACGGAAUUGAUGCAAAACAAAUAAUAGUGCAGCAGAAUUAAAAUAGUGAAGAAAAUAGUUGAUAUUUAAACGUAAUUUAUAUGCUAAUAUCUAGAAAUGGUUUUGAUAAUCUGGAUGGAAUUGUAAGGACUUUUAUAUCUACGACAAUGCAAAUAUAUGAAGUUGUGUUUACGGAAAGUUAUUAAUAAUAAAUUAAUAGCUGAUAAAUCUAUGUGUAAGGCUGAUUCAAUUAUCAUUUAUCUAAAUGUUUAAACAACACUUAUAAGUGCACGAAUCCUAAAAUGAAUAAAAUGAAACG